Molecule: messenger RNA, 3504 nt
Organism: Phanerochaete carnosa HHB-10118-sp
Lineage: Eukaryota; Fungi; Basidiomycota; Agaricomycetes; Polyporales; Phanerochaetaceae
Exons: 17
Coding region: 1-3504 (1167 amino acids)
Biological process (GO): protein desumoylation
Cellular component (GO): nucleus; cytoplasm
Molecular function (GO): SUMO-specific endopeptidase activity
Source: RefSeq, a predicted model, not a curated record
AUGCACGGAGACUCUAGCUCGACCCAAUUUUACGCAACAGGCCACGGAGUGGACAUGUACUCAGUGUCUUCCAGCCUGAGAGACGCGUCUAAUCAACGAGCCCCUGGAUCAGAGUCAGGGAAAGGUAUGUGGAAAGCGCAGCCAACGCCUAUACCUGUUCCGAGCAAUUCAAAGAGGUCUCUCGGAAACCCAAACCCAUUCGCCGGUGGCAGGAUGAAAGACACGCUGAGCAACAAGCCGCACACCAGCGGGAAUCACACUGCCUCCAAGACUCCCCUCGGCAACCAAGGGGGCGUCACGGGUCAGCGAGGCAUAAGGCGGCCUCGGACCCAUGGAAGGUACUCUCCGAGCAUGUACCAGCCGAAGAAUCCGAGCGCACUCAAGCCUGUCAUUGACAUCGACGACGAAGAUACCGGCGAGCCGGUCGCACGAAAGGCGCGUACGGAGAGUCCUGACGAGAUUGGUUUGUUCCCCGACGAGCCAAGCCACUCCCGCCGUAGCUCGGCGACAUCCAGCUCGUCUGCCCGGAAUCCCCUGCCCUUUCGACCUGUCGUGCAGCGGCCCAAGUGGACCCUGCCUCAAGAUGGUGACGCAACGCAACGCUUGGAGAAGAGACGAGUAAAACGGACGACGAGAGCCAGUCCGUCCGAAAUUAUUGAAGUUGUCGACGACGAGCCCGUAGACGGCGGUGCUCUACCAGUGGAAAUCGAUAGCUCGGACCCACCCGAUGAUCACGCAGGAGAAGGAUUAUUGCCCCUACGACCGAGCAUUGCAUACCGCCGCCAAGCGUCUCCUACGUCCAAUGGUCCUUUAUUCUCACAACCGCAGCUCUCGAUAUUGAACAUCGCAAAGGGCAAGGUGGCAGAAGAAGUGUCCCGCAUCGAGAGCUCACAGGAGUUUGACCCUAAGCAGAUCAUCCGGCAGAUCAGCAACGAGCGUACGGCCGCCAUACCAAACCAGGUCAAGAUGAUCGACCUCAGAACCAAGGUGAGCGCUCCGGCAGAAGGAUUGAAGAACAGGAUGAAGCCCAAAACACCGACAUUACAGCCAGACCCGCUAUUGCAGUCCUCUGGCUAUCAGUCGUUGGCAAGCACUAGCAAGGAAGAAGUUCCUCCUAGGUCAAGGGCGCAGGCAGCGAAAGCUAUGUCGUCGUCAUCGCCGAUCCUUCUGCCUCUCGAGGCUUGGGUUCUCGGUAGGCAACUAGUCCAGGAUUAUGGCCACGAGUAUUGGAUCAGCUUCGACGGUCAGAAGUUGGAAGUCAAAUCCCCGGUGGAGAGCCGGCAAGCUAAGCUCUCGAUACGCGUGAGCGACGGACUAGGGGCUGUGACGUGCUCAGCUCACCCCUUAGACCCCAAUAAUCCGGUUGUCAUGAAAAUGCAAACUGGUAAGGCCAAGCGAAAAGACAAAGAAUUAAAUUUAGGGCCUUUCAGGCAUGGUGCACAUGGGUUAGACGGUACAUUGACCUUCAUGUUCCAGAGGAAACAUCCAAACUGGGACGAUGGGAAGCCUUACGAGAAACUGAUCGCUCAAAUCGAGAAAGUGGCUUCGACCUGCGAAUUCGUGACUCUGUCCGCGUCAACAAAGAUUUGGGAACUAGCAACAUUUAACCAUCAAGAGGAUGACGAAUCAGACGGCAAGCUUGAUGAUUGGUUGCUUGGACCAACCACCGUAAACCACGACAGUCCAGGACGGUCCCGUUCAAGAGUACCCCCACGCGCCGAUGAUGAGGACGAUAAUCAGCUAAGACUUUCCAGUUACGUACCUAGACGUGCUACUGUGGACAGAGAUACUUUACACGCCCAGUCGUCGACGCGAUCAUCACGGAGAACAGCUCGACGAGGGCAUAGAGAGGGUUUGCGCGAAGAAAGUCCAGGCAAUUCGCCCGUGCUGGAUGCAGAUGAAUUAGUGCUAGUUUAUCCUCCUUCUAGCGCUGGCGCUAUCAACGUCACUCGAGGCGAUCUGAAGCGGCUAGAGCCAGGGCAAUACCUCAAUGACACGCUCAUAGAAUUUGGUCUCAAGCUCUGGCUUAAUGAUUAUCGCGAGGAGAAUCCUGAAUUGGCGGAUCAAGUGCAUGUCUUCAGCUCGUUUUUUUACAAGAAGUUGAAUGUGAAAGAUGGUACUUUUAGCAAACAAAUGGGAUACCAGAGUGUGCGCAAAUGGACGUCGAAGUUCGACUUGUUCAAAAAGAAGUAUAUUAUUGUACCCAUCAACGAACAUCUACAUUGGUACCUGGCAAUUAUCUGCAAUCCAGAAUACAUCUUGCAAACACCGCCCACGCCACCUCCCAAGGUCGGACCUUCAGUACUGACGCGCAAGCGCAAGCGCGAGGAAGACGUCGGGCCCGUUGAGAUACCAGAUAUUGACGACACGCCACGAGCACCCACAGCAGACACGAGGGAGACGACUCCAGCACGCUCUCGAACCGGGGAUGAAGCCGAGGAGAACAGUGUCGAGGAGCUGCUGAACGACUGUGCGAUCUCGCCACCGGAGGAGCCUCAGGAGACAUCUCUAUUCAACGACGACCCUGCCAGUGGACUGAUGUAUCCGCCAUCGGAGUCGGAUUCACGGAUGGACGUAGACGCGGAGCGGCAUCCGGAAGUCGUCGACAUCAACUCGGUAGCAGCAACGAUGGCCCCGACGCUCGAUGAGCAGUCAGUGGACGAGGGUGACCUGCUCACCGAGGACGACCGCCCCGACAUCGUUGAGAUAGACGAUCUACCGAUGGAAGUGGACGCUGCGAACAUCGCUGCCACCGUGGCUGUACCCGCCACGCGAUUCUAUUCGUCUGCUUCGAAGAAGGGGAAGGAAAGGGCUAUGUCACCUGCAGUUCCUCAUCCGUCGGAGCUAGAUAACGAGGAAGUUGAGGUCGAGAUCGAGAAGGAGGACCCCCCGGAGCCGGAGUCGCGCGAUACCAAUCCAAACAAGACCUGGAUAUUCACCUUCGAUUCCUUGGGAUCGAAACAUCCUGCAGCGGCUAACAACUUGGCGCUCUACCUGCAACUGGAGGCGCAGGACAAGAAAGGCAUUAGCCCCGCGAAUACCACACCGCCUGGGAGGAAGCACGCUCUUGUUCCCGCACAACCUAACUUCUGCGACUGCGGCGUAUAUCUCAUACACUUUGUGCGAGCCUUCAUGAAAGACCCCAGGCGUGCCACGGAAAUCAUUCUUAACAAGAAACCCAAGGAGUACUCCUCGAGAGAGCGCGAGCAGGAUUGGGACGCUGAGGCUGUCAUCAACUUCCGCAACGAGCUUAUGGCGACUGCAGAGAGCCUGUCCGAUGUCUGGAAGAAAGAGAAGGCCACGCGAGAGGAGCAGAAGCGCAAAGAAGCUGAGGCGGUACCGUCUGGCGCGACCUCCGAAGCUGCGGCCGACGACUCGGACGACGAGAUCAUCAUCGGAGAGGUUAUUAGCAAGCCAAAGCCGGCUAGCACCAGAGGCAAGGGUAAGGCAAAAGCUCCCGCCUCUGCGGCUACAGAGGAGACCAAGGCGGACCGUCUGAGGUGA